Vigna umbellata (rice bean) is the source of this 1176-nucleotide messenger RNA. RefSeq names its product sec14 cytosolic factor-like. NCBI's taxonomy places the organism in Eukaryota, Viridiplantae, Streptophyta, Magnoliopsida, Fabales, Fabaceae. The record is from RefSeq and is a predicted model, not a curated record.
GCUUUUUAGCAUUCAAUGCUCUCUAUACUGUUUACCUUCAUGACAAUCUUUCUGCGUACCAAAUUAAGUUGUUCAACAUCAAUGUCGUACUGGUCGAUGGCCUUCCUUCUGCUUUAACAUGCUAUAUAUAUAUAUAUAAUCACUUCUACAUCUUCUCCAUAACUUACCAUCAAAAUCUGGGUUAAGGUUCUUGGCUUGAAGCGAAACGAGUUUGGCGACAGAAGAAAAGAAAACAAGAAGAAGGUUGAAAUGGAAGCCACGAACGUGACGAGGGUUAGAGAAGAAGUGCGUGUUGAAGACGAUAGCACUGAAACUGAACUCAACAAAAUCCGUCUCUUGAGGGCAAUGGUCGAAGCACGAGAUCCCACUGCUAAGGAAGAAGAUGAUUUUACGAUUAGAAGAUUCCUACGUGCUCGUGAUUUAGAUUUGGAGAAGGCUUCUACAAUGUUCCUCAAGUACUUGAAAUGGAGACAUUCCUUUGUUCCAAAUGGUUCUGUAUCCGUAUCAGAAGUUCGCAAUGAACUUGCUCAAGAGAAGGUGUUCGUGCAAGGACAUGACAAGAUAGGUCGACCUAUAGCUGUUGUAAUCGGUAGAAAACAUUUUCAGAACAAAGAUGGUGGAGAUGAAUUCAAACGGUUUGUCGUCUACGUGUUUGACAAAAUAUGUGCAAGUAUUCCACCUGGUCAAGAAAAGUUUGCUGGUAUAGCUGAACUUAAGGGAUGGGGAUACUCAAACAGUGACGUUCGUGGAUAUCUUGGUGCUCUAUCAGUUUUGCAGGAUUACUACCCGGAAAGAUUGGGGAAGUUGUUUAUUGUCAAUGCACCAUACAUAUUUAUGAAAGUGUGGCAAAUUAUUUACCCUUUCAUUGACAACAAAACCAAGAAGAAGAUUGUAUUUGUGGAUAAAAAUAAGGUGAAAUCAACACUGCUAGAAGACAUUGAUGAAAGUAAUAUACCAGAGAUAUUCGGUGGGCCACUGCCAUUAGUCCGACUUCAGGAUAUCUAAUUAAAGUAACUGCUAACAAAUAAGGACAGACCAUACUAGAAAAAAUAAACUUUAUUCUUUCUAAUUUAUGUAUUUGUAUGCUAUUUUCUGUACCCCAAAUAAAGUACAUUAUAGAAGACUGGCACAAUAUAGACUGGCCAUUGUUGUCUCAACAGAUUUAAUUUGGUGCUA